This is a messenger RNA of Pocillopora meandrina, 4599 nucleotides long. Lineage: Eukaryota; Metazoa; Cnidaria; Anthozoa; Scleractinia; Pocilloporidae. The record is from the annotation of a GenBank genome assembly.
CGUGGGUCAAGUAAUCAACAUGGCGAUGCUCGCAGAGCCGAAAUCCAAGCAAAAAUGGAGCAGCGAUCCACGAAAUACAGCGUGGACCAAUGGUAAGGAACUAUUUAUUUGUCAAAAGUCUCCCCCUGGCUUUUUUUAUUAUUAUUUGAAAUUGUUUAGGUCAAUUGAUAGAUUGCCGUUCAUAUCUGAGCCAUUGGGAAGUCUGAAAAUGGAUCCACUUUUAACCGGCCGAUUCUUUUGGUUACCAUCCUUUUGCCAAAGCUUGCCGUUUACCGUUUCUCAUGAUUGGUCGAUGGAAGAAUAUAAUUCAGGUUGAUGAUUGUUUUGGAUGGAGCUUUUGCUUGGAGUUUCAUGAUAACUCCAAAUUUAUGUAACAUGUUAGAUAUUACAUACUCGAAGAGAUCCAUAGCAAGGUUGACGGCAGAGUAUAGGGAGUUUUCAAGGAUUCAACCUUUUCUUGAGAAUGGCUAUAUUAUUUGGAAGGUUUGUAAAAUGAGACAAUGAUAUAUUUUAAGAAGGAGAGAGAUUAUCAGAAUGUUAAUUGUUUAAACUAUUUUGAUCAGAUACCAGACGGUUUGGUUACCAGAUGUUGACUAAAAUGGGAUGGGAGAGUGGAAAAGGACUGGGUGCUAAGGAGGAUGGAACUAAAACACAUGUUAAAUCUGUCAAGAGGCAGCAGAACUUAGGUAAGAAAGCAAAAUAUUGUUGACAUUAGUGAUAAAGAUUGCAUGCAUUUCUUGAUGAAAUCUGUUGUUAUAACAUGUAAACCUUUGGAAAGAAAGGAUAUACAAAAGCUUUUUGAGAACACUAAAUAUUAAGUUAAACUUGGUAAGAUUGAUCUUUUCUGCAGUCACAACUUCAUUUGCUCCAAUACUGGAAGUAACACUAUUGCCGCUAUCAAAUAGCCUUCUCAGUCAUGUUAAACUUGCUGACUAACUGAUACUCUUUUAUGACGUUUUCAGUAACUAUGCAUGAAACAAAAAUGAAAGAUCCUGCACAGUCUGGAAGUCUUUAUCUAAAACUGCACCAUAUUAAUGUUUUCAUCUUUGAUUUUUAUUGACUUUCCUAAACAGUCAACUCCACUAACUAUGGUGGCAUGCCACUUGAAGGGUGUAUGAAUUUUUUUUUUUUAAAUUAUCAACUUGGUUAAUUCAACCAAAUAAUCUUGUAAUACCCCCCAUCUAUGCAGAGCCACAGUUUCAUCAGAAACUUACCCCUUUAAGCUUUACAACAGUGUAGCAGACAUUUAUCCCUGGGUAUCAUUCUCGUCAUGAGGAUUUAAAGUUCAUUUGCAUGUAUACAAGAGUUAGAGCAUUUGUCUGAAUUUCAGUGAAGAAAAUGCUUAUUAGACUUAACCAACUGUUAUGUUGUUCAUAAUAUUCAGGUCUAGGGGCUGAGAAGUCUCAUGAAGAUAACUGGAUAUCACACCAGGUAGCAUUUGAUGAUUUGCUAUCUCAGCUUAAUAAUCAUGCAGAAAAUGAUAACGGUGAGAUAACCAACAGUUUUACAUAUGCAUUUGAGUAUCUAUCAUUACUGCUAUGGGUUCUUCAAAAAACUUUUAUGUUUCCAUUAUUUUCUUGGUAUAUAAUUAGAGUUUUGAGGUUUAGUUUGUCUUUCAUCUGUGUGUUACAGAGGAAAAGUCAGUGAAGAAAGCAAAGAGUCAUGAAAUGGAAAAGAAAGCAAGACAGUCCCGAAAAAGAGUGUUGUAAGUACUGUUCCUUAUUCUUAGAGGACCUCACUAAAAUCACCUUUUAGUGAUAAAAAGUCUCUUGUUACUCUAAUUUUUUUAUAAGUUAGGUAUGAAUCCUGUGUCAAAUUUCUAAACUGCCAUACACUUAUGUUAGUCACUCUAUUGUAGACAAUAACCAAUGCAUUUGUGUAAAUUAGGACUGAAAAGCCUUCUUAGAGCCCUAAUAAAGAUCUUUUUCUAAGAAGUUAAGGAUUAACUCAGCUUAUGAGUUCAGGGGCCUUUCAUAGUUGGAGCUUGGAUGGGAUACUGGUCCAUUUCAGGUUACCCUCAAUCAUUACAAGUAUGUCAGUUUUCCACUAAAUUUUGGUGAUAUGGAUUUCUCUUCUUGAGAAGAGAGAUGCAAGUCUUGCCUAACAACCAAAUGACUUGGUUGAGGCUUUAAGCACAUCACCUGUUGACUGGUAGCUCAGCAUGCCAACUGUUAGGUGGCUAUGUGCCUUGAAUGUUCUACAUAAAUUGAAUUUGUUUUAGACAGAAAUACUUUAAGUUGGCUUUCAUCUUGUAACAUGUGUACCACCAUGCUUCCCAACAUUGACAUGAGGAUGUGAAAUUGAAUUGUGCUUUGUUGGAAAUAUGGAAUGUGAGAGGGUAGGCCAGGAAGGAUUACCUUACAGAAUUAGUGUAAGAGGUUCUUUUAGACUUGGUGCAGAAGUUAAGCAUCCUUGGUUAGAAGUUGCAUUUUUCCUGGGCUUUGUUACCCAAGACAAUGUUAUUUCUGGACCAUUUAUGUGUAUAAGGUUAAUGACUGAUUGGCUGUUUUGUAUUCAUAGUUACAAUCGCUUCAUUCAGAGCAAAGACUUGUCAUCUAAAUCAGCAGAAGACAUGGCUUGCAUCUUUGGUCAGAGGAGUAAGUCAGCUCCUGGAACUCCUCAGGAACAGUCAGAGGUUGGUUCAAACAUCUUUAUCGAAGCUUUGGGGUUAUUUUAUUUCGAUAGCCCUUGCUCUGAUUAACCGAAAUGUACCGUACCGGUUGCUCUGUUUUGUUUUGUUAUCGAAUACGAAAAUACUUAAAAAAUGUUGAAACAAGCCUUUUUUACAAAGCUACUUUUCUUCCAAUGUAGGACGAAGAAUCGGACGAGAGUACUGCUUCCUGUCCGCCGCCAUCUUCUCACGGUGUGCAGACUAUAAACUCCGGACAAAGCGUUCAGGAAUACUUUGAGAUGAAAAUGAGGGAGAUGAAAGCGGCUCGAGAAAGGAGGCAGACAGUGGAGGUGAGCGCUAUUCAAGAAAAAAUAGCAACGGGAAAAGAUCACAACGAGGAAGUUGACGAAUCAGAACCGAAGAGGAAGAAGAAGAAAGAAAGUAAAAGAAAGCUUAAACAUGCGAUUGAAAAUGAGGAAUUGGUCAAUAGCGUAAGUGUUACGCAUUCUUUUGAUGUGAAAUGUUCAGCUGGAAAGAGAAAGAGAAACGGUGCCGUGGAAGAAACGAAAUCUGGAUUAGAAAGUGGAUGCAAACCGUCGAAGGAUAGGACGGAAGAAAAAGGAAAAAAGAAGAAAGCAAAAGAAAUUAAUGGUCAGACUUUAGAGGUUGACAGCAGCUCUUUGGGAAGGCUGGAAAUAGUAGAAGAGGUGAAAGAUAAAAAGAAAACGUCCAAGAGAAAGAGCGAGAAGGGGAUUGCUAGAUUUGAAAAUGAAGAUUUGGAAAAGUCGUCCGAGAGUGACCGAAGAAGGAACAAGACAAAAGGUAGCUCUAGCGACGAGAAAUCUUUUAAUGAGACAAUUUCCGAAGUGGAGGAAGCAAACGAUGAAGGCAACUUACGAAAGAAGAAGAAGAAGAAGAAGAAGAACCAAGAUGUCGGUAAUAGUCUAGAAACUGUCGAAAGAAUGAAAAACGAGAAGAAGAAAAGAAAAAAGGAUAAAAAAAGAAAGAUCUAGGAAAAAAGAUGGGGGUGACCGGGAAAGACCGAAACAAGAUUAUUUUAAUUCUUCCACCAAAAAAUAAACCAAUAGCGAUGGCUGAUUUUUAUGUUUAUGUUCUUUUAUGUUACUCACGGUACCAACUCUACACACGAUAAAACAAUCAUCGUAUGUUAUUUUAGUAAAUGUAGAAUAUUUGAACUUACUUUGCCAAUCAUUACUUACAAAUGUUUUUGAGACGCGAACGGCAGCCGGAAGUUAAAAAACUCAUUCAUGGUGCUCAUUGCACCUAUUUGGUCAGCACAAUUUGGUUUAAAAUGUUAUAACGAAGACUUAACGGCCGAUACAAUAUUGGUGUCAAAGCGCACUAGAAUUUAUUUUUUUCUUUUCCGGUUGCUGUCUGCGGCCCAAAACUGUCCCUGCUUUAGUUCCCAAUUGUCGUUUGAGAGCGCGCCGCUUUCACGGUAUUACUUUUAAAACUGAAUUGCUAAGAACUAAAUACAAUCUUAAGCGAGAAGGAAGAAGAACAUUUUCUGUUGCUGCACCACUUUUAUGGAAUUCCUGAACCGGUGGUAUCAGGAACUGUGGAUAUGUAUGUAGUCUAAACCAAAAAGUAUCUCUUAAGCAAAGGAUCUCAAUGAUAUAAUAGCUUUUACUGCAAACGGUUAAAAUCUUGGCCAUUUUAUAGCCAUAGGUUAUUCUUUUUCCUUUGUUUUUAAGAGAAAAACUUCUACGGUUUACUUUUUUUACGACCAAUGGUUAAAAUUUGUCAAUUUUUACGCCUAACGACUGAUUAUGUUUUACCGUUUCACGGCUAACGGUUAACCCCAAGAUCCUCUAAAAAUAUUGCAAUUAAACGCCCGCAUAACGGAACAAACAAUUAAAAAACCUUCAGGGUGGAAUUUGAUAAAUAGAACAUCAAACCAAUAAGAAUUGUCAGUACCACCUGAAGAAAUUGAACAGGUUCCUAUUUACUAAAAUGUGAAUAUCAAA